Messenger RNA from Scatophagus argus, 2526 nucleotides. RefSeq names its product transforming growth factor, beta 3 (gene tgfb3). Lineage: Eukaryota; Metazoa; Chordata; Actinopteri; Scatophagidae. Gene Ontology annotation, molecular function: cytokine activity; type III transforming growth factor beta receptor binding; growth factor activity. Bases 442 to 1647 code for a protein of 401 amino acids. Gene Ontology annotation, biological process: BMP signaling pathway; SMAD protein signal transduction; transforming growth factor beta receptor signaling pathway. The transcript has 7 exons. Gene Ontology annotation, cellular component: extracellular region. The record is from RefSeq and is a predicted model, not a curated record.
UAAAGUAUGAGUGAGAGUGGAGAUCGCUUGAGUGUGUUUGAGGCUGGACUGCAGAGAGACAACAGAGAGGCGCGCUGACUCCAAAAGCACAAGUGGAUGGAAAGAGCCCAAUGCAAUGGAGAAACUGAACCGCGGUGCAGAUAUCGGUGCCCUAUAAACUCAGGAAGGAGAGAAGAGAUGCUUGCAUGAGACAAGAGGGAAUGAAGAGUAGGAUAACGAGUUUUAAUGAAGAGUUGAGAUUAUUUUCCAAAAUGGCACGGAUUUGCUCCAAUGCAAAUGCGAAUUUUGCAAAGAUGACAUAGCACUUGAGAAAAUGGGAAUCCUCCAGGAUCAGAACUCACUCACGACCUGAAUGAAAAGAGAAAAAGGGAUUCUAUUCAAAUCGGAAUUUAGUUUUGCUUUGUCUUCUUUUGCGUGACAAGCCUCGGUUGUGAGUGAAAUAUGAAUCUGGGCAAAGCACUUCUGUUUUUCCUGCUCUCAAAUUGUGUGACAAUGACUUUGUCGCUAUCCACUUGCACCACUGUGGACAUCGACCACAUUAAGAAAAAGAGAGUAGAGGCUGUCCGGGGGCAGAUUCUCAGUAAACUCCGGCUGACCAGUCCGCCUCAAACAACAGAUUCAAAUCAAGUGUCGUAUCAGGUUCUGGCCCUUUAUAACAGCACCAAGGAGCUCAUUGAGGAGCUGGGAAGAGACAGACAGCAGAGCUGCGGACAGGAUAACACGGAGACUGAGUACUAUGCCAAAGAGAUUUACAAGUUCAACAUGAUGACUGGUUCACCAGAAAACAAUGACCUCCAAUACUGCCCUAAGGGUAUCACCUCCAAGUUAUUCCGCUUCAACGUAUCUGCCAUGGAGAAGAACUCCACCAACUUGUUCCGAGCCGAGUUUCGAGCCCUGCGGAUCCCCAACCUCGGCGCCAAGAGAAACGAGCAGAGAAUUGAGCUCUACCAGAUCCUCCAGAAAGACGACCCCAAAGCCAAACAGCGCUACAUCGGGGGCAAGAACGUCCUGACCAAGGGAACGGAAGAGUGGGUCUCCUUUGAUGUUACGGAGACAGUGAGGGAGUGGCUGAUGUACCGACAGACCAAUCUUGGCCUGGAGAUCAGUGUGCAUUGUCCCUGCCACACUUUCAGGCCCAAUGGUGACAUUAUUGAGAAUGCCAAUGAGGUGCUGGAGGUCAAGUUCAAAGGUUGGGACUAUGAUGAACUGAGCCGUGUGAAAAAGCCAAAGGAGCUGCCCCACCUCAUCCUCAUGAUGCUCCCUUCCCACAGGCUGGAUGCCCAAUCCUCCUCCCGCAGGCGCAAGCGGGCACUUGACACCAAUUACUGCUUCAACAAUUAUGAGGAGAACUGCUGUGUGCGACCACUAUACAUUAAUUUCCGGCAGGAUUUGGGCUGGAGGUGGAUCCAUCAGCCUGAAGGGUACUAUGCUAACUUCUGCUCUGGUCCCUGUCCUUACCUACGCAGUGCAGACACCACCCAUAGCUCGCUGCUGAGCCUGUACAACACGUUGAACCCAGAAGCAUCUGCAUCACCCUGCUGUGUUCCUCAGGACUUGGAGCCUCUCACCAUCCUCUACUAUGUGGGUCGCUACCCUAAAGUCGAGCAGCUCUCCAAUAUGGUGGUCAAGUCCUGCAAAUGCAGCUAGGCUCCAAGGCCAGGCGAGACACAUGGGACGUGUUGGCACAGAGCACUACUCAGGAGCGGGUAUAGGGGGGGCUAGAGGGGGGCACGUAUGGUACAGUUUGUCCUCCACGAGCACCUCCAACCCCUGCUUUAGCCUUGGCCGAACUCUCUCUCGAAAAACAAAGAUGCAGUCCACCACUCUCCUCUAAUAUCAUCGGCAGCAUUUACCCAGAAGACUUGUCAAACACCACUUUACUAACGCUCUCAAACCCAUCAGACCUCUUCAAGCCUUGUUUUUCAUGUUUUGUUUUGUUUUUGUUUUUUUUUUUAACUUCCAGCAUUUUGAAAGGCCUGUACCUCGGUGUUGCAUAACGUUUCAUAAUGCCCAAUUAAAAAUGAGCAGAACAAUAGUUGUCAAUAGACAUCAAGUAUUUGCAGUAAGGAAAAAAAAGAGAAAAUAGCUGAGAAUGCAGACUGAACUCGCUUGAUAGGAAUACAUCAAAGAGGGUGAAACAAAAAAUAACAGUUUGUUGAGGACAAACACAUCACACAGGACACCUUCGACCAUCUCAGCUGGAAACUGACGCUGUGCACGCCACAGCUCCCAACACUGUUCAGGAUUAAAUGCUGUUGAAUAAAAAUGACCUUAGGAACAAAAUAAAAACAUGCUGGAAACCAACCUUUAUUUCAAAGUAGUAUUUCCAUGGAUAUGUUUACCUCUGUAAUACAACAGGAUGGUGAUUCCAGGGAUCUUUUUUUCUGUUUUAAAGUGAAGCCUUUCUGUUGUAUGAGACGAUGUAUGUCACUAAGUGAACACUUAAAUAGAUCACAAACUGUAAAUGUUUUCCUUAUUACUCUUGGAAACACUUUUUUUAAUUAAAAAAUGGACAGUUGGGUAGAA